This is a messenger RNA of Prionailurus viverrinus (fishing cat), 3901 nucleotides long. RefSeq names its product zinc finger protein 365 (gene ZNF365). Gene Ontology annotation, cellular component: centriolar satellite. The transcript is spliced from 5 exons. Gene Ontology annotation, biological process: regulation of double-strand break repair via homologous recombination; regulation of DNA strand resection involved in replication fork processing; telomere maintenance. The record is from RefSeq and is a predicted model, not a curated record. The coding region runs from base 140 to 1363 and encodes 407 amino acids. NCBI's taxonomy places the organism in Eukaryota, Metazoa, Chordata, Mammalia, Carnivora, Felidae.
GCGGGGGGUGGGAGCGGGCCCCGGCUCAGCCUGAUUUACGGCUCUGCUGAAAACCGCUUCGCUCCCGCAGCAGCAGCACCGGCCGCGGCGGCAGCAGCAGCGGCUGCAGCUGCAGCAACAAGUCGGGACUUGAAGAGUAAUGCAACAGAAGGCUUUUGAGGAAAGCAGAUACCCCUGGCAGGAGUCCUUUGAGAAUGUUGCUGUGUGCCUGCCAUUCCGCUGUCCGAGGUGUGGAGACCACACCAGAUUUAGAAGCCUGUCUUCGCUGAGGGCCCAUCUGGAAUUCAGUCACAGCUACCAGGAAAGAACCCUCUUGACAAAAUGCAGCCUCUUUCCAUCCCUCAAAGACACAGACCUAGUCACUUCCGCAGAACCCCUGAAACAGGGAAAAUUGCAGAGCACUGGCAACGUGGUGAAGCAGAAACCGAGCUAUGUUAACUUGUAUAGCAUUUCACACGAACACUCCAAGGACAGGAAGCCAUUUGAGGUGGUGGCAGAGCGGCCAGUGUCCUACGUGCAGACCUACACCACGGUGGACCUGCGUGCGGACUCACUGGAGGGGCCACGGUCCAGUCCCGGCCUGCCCACCUCGGACACCAAGGCUGCUUUCGAGGCUCAUGUCAGAGAAAAAUUCAACCGGAUGGUCGAGGCCGUGGACAGGACCAUCGAGAAGAGAAUCGAUAAACUCACCAAAGAGUUGGCCCAGAAAACUGCCGAACUGCUGGAAGUUCGGGCAGCCUUUGUGCAGCUGACACAGAAAAAGCAGGAGGUGCAGAGGCGGGAGCGGGCCCUGAACCGGCAGGUGGAUGUGGCCGUGGAGAUGAUUGCCUCGCUUAGGCAGCGCCUGACCGAGUCGGAGGAGGAACUGCUCAGGAAGGAAGAAGAAGUUGUUACAUUCAACCAUUUCCUGGAAGCAGCAGCUGAGAAGGAGGUUCAAGGGAAAGCUCGGCUCCAGGACUUUAUUGAGAACCUGCUGCAACGGGUAGAAGUGGCAGAAAAGCAGUUAGAGUACUACCAAAGCCAGCAGGCCGCUGGCCUCUGCCGGGACAUCGGUGAGCACAUGCUUACAGAUAUCUCCUCAAAUAGGAAACCCAAAUGCCUAAGUCGAGGGCACCCACAUUCUGUGUGUAACCACGCUGAUCUCAAGAUCCAUUUUCAUCCAAAGGGAAGGAGCUACCUGAAAAAAGCCAAGGAUGACAGAGCCAGCAUGCAGCCCGCUAAGUCCAUUCACGAACAGGCUGAGUCCCCACGAGAACUCUGCAGACCAUCGAAGAAAGGGGAGCCUCUGGGGUUUUGCCGAAAAGGCAACAUCAGGCCCAAGGUGGCCAAAAAAAAGCCCACAGCAAUUGUGAACAUCAUCUGAAAGGGGGGUGGCCCUGGACCACCAUUGCUGGACUUUGUGGAAUGUUGUUCUAGGGGCCAACAAUAAUGCCCUUUUGGAUACAUCCCAUAGUAAGACACAUUGGGAAAAAGAAGGGCAUAACACAUUUAUUUUGUGUCCAUACAAGCACCUGGAUUAACCAGAAUUUGACAAACGGGAAUCUCGGGGAACCAGAGUUUUAUUAUAGGCCCCUUUUAGAACCAAGAGGCAGAUUACAGAAAGAAUUGAAAAAAAAAAAAUGAAAGCAGUUUUAUUCCAAAAUGUUAGUAAAAGCUCCAACUUGUAAAAUAAUUAGACCACUCUCCAGUAAUUUCUGUACCUGGGGUUCUGUGCAGGGGUGAUUAAACCUAGGACCCAAGGCCACACAAACCAAGUAUUCUGGUUAAUCAAGAUUUCAGUGUUUGGGUUGCUUCAGGGACUCGUUCAGUUAGACUUCAGUUCUCAUUUCUACUUUGUUUGAUUCAGGUUUGUUGUUUCUCUGGAAGCAUGUUUAUUCAGAUUUGGGGGAGCCUCUGCUUUCUUCUUUGGCUGCGUAUUCUGCACCCUAACACCAAGCCACAGCCUCUGUCUUCAUAGCUGUUAUUAUUGCCUGUGGUUGGGGCCGAAAAGCCGAUUAAAACCGUAAAACCCUUUGAUCAGCAUCCGUCACCAGUUCAGGGUCUGAAGGUUGGAAUGCCAGCAGAUGGCACGUGUAGUGCAUUGAGAGCCAGCCUGGGACACUGUUGAUGUUACUCAGCCUUUCCCGAGACCUAUUUCCCUGGUCGUGUGGGCAGCCUCCGUGAGCUGCAGGCGUGACUUGUCUCCUUGCUGGCCUCACUCUUCACCUCCUGCUGCCUCUGUGCCCUUUGAUAACUAAAUAUACGUCCUUACCUUUCAACCAGGUAUUGGAAGUGUUCACUGAACACUGCUUUUUAAAGUAGUUUCUGAAACAAACAGUGCACGUGGGAUCCACAGUCUGAGACUGUCCCUCUUCCCUCCCUAAAAUAGCCUUUGUUUCCACAAGGAACCAUCUGUUAAGAACCUUCUGCUUUAUGAUUUCCCUCAAGAAUGAAUUUCCAUGUUCCUUUUUUUUUUUUUUUUUUUUUUUUAAACGUUAACAAUAUCACCAGGACUUCUGCAGAGUUUACAAGUGCUGACAUCCUUCUGGAAGAAAAGAGUAGUUAUGUCCACAAAUAUAUACAUAUAUAUAUAUAUAUAUAUAUAUAAAACAAAAUAUAUAUGUCAAGUAUAUUAAUAAUUUAUUUUUAAAUACUCAUGCAAAAGGUGUGUGUUUGUGGUGGGUGGUUUUUAAACUAUAUACAUUAGUUCAUGUAAGUUGAAUUCUCUUCUUUUAAAAAUUAAAAUUGUAACCUAAUUAACAUUAGUAGAAUGAUUGUUAUUACAAUAAGCAUCAGAUUAGCAAUGCAUUAAAAAUAGGUAUAAAGCAGUUACUUAAAAUUCCAAUAAAUUGAAAAGUGUAACUUAUCAUUAUACAAACAUUUUGAACCUAUCAUAGUGAAAAUGUUGAUUUUUGAACCUUCACUUUGACAUCUGGCUCACGGGGGUGGGCCAUUCGUAUGAUAUACAGGCAACUAUCAAGUGGGGAAAAAACAUUGGUGUGAAGUGAAUAUCACUGUUUAGGCUAACACUGUAAAAAUUGUAAUGUUAUAAUUAUUGUUUAUUUGGAGAAUUAAUCUCCUCCAAAGUUAUUUAUUAUUGGUGUUUAUACCAUGAUUGCACUCUAGCCUUUUACAUACUAAAAAACUGACUUGUUGUAUUGCAUGCCCUUUGUCCCGUAACACGUGUGUGCAAUGACAACAACUUGUUUUUAAAGGUAGUAUAGCCAGAUUUGGUUUUGUUUAUUUAAUGUGACCUACAUUUUCGAUUUUUAUUUAAUAUGCCUAGAGGGCAUGGCAGCGCUCUUUGACAGUGGUACUCUGUGAUCUCCAGAAAGCACCAUAAUGUCAUAUCUACUGUAUGUACAUUACAUAAGACAGAUGAUUUUAAGAUUUAUUAUAUUAAAAAAUUCUUUUUAAUUCCAACUAAAUUCUGACCUUCAUACAAUGAAAUGCAUUAUAGAUGUUGUGCUUCCUUAGAGACAUAAAUUUGCUGUUGAAACAUGGGAGCUGGCUCAUUCCAAGGGAUAUUCCACCUACAUACCAUGGCCCAAGCCAUGUACUGUGUCCAGCUGGGGUCUUAUUUUUAAAUAUAUAUAUUUUUUGUCCACAUGGGCAGUCAACCUGCAAGUUGAUUUUUGAAGAAAUUACCAAAGUUUCUGGGAAAACAUGUUCAAGGUUAAACUGAAGAAUGGAUCUAAUUUUUAUGAUUUGUUUUGUAAGGAAGAAAUUUUUCUUUGAACUAGUCUUUCAUUCUUUCUUCCCAAAGUUAUGGAUUCUCAAAUGCUAAAUUCAGGUUGCUUAGACACUGUUUUCCAGUAUUCUGCAGGGUAGAUCAGUUGUAUGUAAGUUGGAAUGUUCUUUUCCCAGAAUUGAUAAGAAAAAGUUUUUAGAUUACGAAAUAUUAUAAUAAUAAAGCUAUAUU